AGUCUGCGACACACAGUUGAAGCUGAAAGAUCGAUUCGAUACGGCGGUCAGUCCGCAUCCGCAUCCAAAUCAAGUCCAAGUCCAAGUCAAGUCCCAGCCCGCCUCCGUUUCCAAUUGCCCGGUGCAGUUCUCAGUGAAGUGAACGAUUUAUGGAAAUUCAUUGAUUGCAAUUCAAGCCGACAAGUGUGUGAAUUAAAAACAAACAACAUUCCGAGUUACCUGAGCAGUAGCAGCAACAGCACCAUGCCACACAGCCGGAUCCAUACAAUGUGGCCCAUUAUGAUAGGUGUAAUCAUCGCCAGCUCGUGCUGCGUAGACGGCCAGUCCUAUCUCUUCAGCGUGGAGAACGUUCUCCACGAGUCCGCCCGCCCACUGCCCUACAACUUGACAAACGCCAACGGAACCACCGAGGUGGAAUUGUUUCCCGACACCAUCUCAAACAACACGCGGAUUAUUGUCUACAAGAACACUGUCGUCGAGUCGCCCAACGAUCUGUCCCAGACGGCAAUGGAUGUGAUCACGAUUGUGUGGUAUGUGGCCACUUUCCUGGCCCUGGCCGCCUUCUUCAUGCUGAUGGCCUGUUCGGAUCGCAGAUGCCGCGACAUGAGGCGUCGUCCCGCCGGAGGUCAAUCCACCGAGGGUCUGAGGGCACCACCCACGCCCUCGCCAUCCUACAGCGAAUUUGCGCCUCCCAGCUACGAUACGGUGAUCAAGAUGCAGCACGCGGCCAAGACGAGCGUGUUUGUGAUACCGUUCAGCAACAAGGCCGGUGAAUUGGGUGCACCACCGUCGGGUACGCCGCCCCCAACUUCCAACCCAUUGCCAGCCGCAGUCACCUGCGAUGUGAUCAUCGUCAAUGAACUGCAGAAGUCCGCUGACUAAGCAACCGAUAAGCCGACGGUGGAUCCCUGGAUCCGGCCUUACUAUUCCGACUCUGUGAUAUUUGCUGUUUAUGGCAAAGGGCCAAGUAUUAGAUGUCGUAAGAUCCCCACAAAAAGACUGACAAUGAAAGAUAUCUGUGUGCGCAUAUGCAUUCAAAUGCCAGUUCAACUGAAACUAGAUGAUUAAGUAAUUAACUUUAAUAAAUCAUAGCCAUAUCGUAAAUGAUUCAUCCAACGGGAUGUUUGCUAAAUGUUUACCAAG
Messenger RNA from Drosophila melanogaster (fruit fly), 1143 nucleotides. RefSeq lists its product as uncharacterized. Lineage: Eukaryota; Metazoa; Arthropoda; Insecta; Diptera; Drosophilidae. Bases 268 to 882 code for a protein of 204 amino acids. The record is from RefSeq and is marked reviewed. The transcript has 3 exons.